Molecule: messenger RNA, 2955 nt
Organism: Penicillium crustosum
Lineage: Eukaryota; Fungi; Ascomycota; Eurotiomycetes; Eurotiales; Aspergillaceae
Exons: 1
Coding region: 1-2955 (984 amino acids)
Molecular function (GO): protein binding
Source: RefSeq, a predicted model, not a curated record
AUGUUAGACAUGUCACAAUCGUUGAGCUCGGCCCCACGCUUGAAGCCGGAUGUUCGCCUCGCACAGGCUGUGUCACAGUUCGAAGCCGAACUGUCCAAUGAGCAAAAAGCAAGUUUCCGUGCCUGGAGAACUAAAUCAAUUGAAUCUCCACCUAGUAUUCAAGAUGUCAUGCAACUUACCGCGGAGAUUGACCGCGUCCCGGAAAGGAGACGCCGGUGCUUGGGACCACGACUUAUGAACGUCCUACAAGCUACCCAGCAAUUCGCUGCUUUGGGGGAUAUCAUAGUCGGUGGAUCUCAAAAUCUGCUUGCAUGUGGUGUCUGGUCAAUAGUGCGUAUUUCGCUUCUACUAGUCCUCGAUUUUUCCUCCUAUCUAGAGCAAUUGUCGAGGAUAUUCAUGACCGCUGGCCGUCUUGCCCCACGCUACGAAAAGAUGGCUUUACUUUAUCCUCGGUCAAAGGAUUUGCAAUCUUGUCUUUGUGAAUAUUUCAUUUUGAUCGUACGCCUUUGCCAUGAAAUGACUAGUUUUACACGCAAGUCAAUUUUCGGGAAAUUGACCUCCGCGCUUGGUGACUCGGAUCUGAAGACAUAUCAAUCAGAGCUAGAGUCAUGGGGAAAGACAAUCAAAGCCGAAGUCGCCUUCUUAAUGGCGAAGGGAAUUGAGGACGAAGCCGAACACAAUUCUCGGUUCAGAGUAGUCUCAUCAAUAUUCCAGAAAUCAACUGCAUAUCAGCAAGCGAUUCAAACGAAACAACGAGUGCUAGAUUUCUGCUCCCAGUAUGAUUGCACCGUCUCGUGGAAGCAGGCUCGCAAAUCUGGAAACACUAAUCUGUUUCGAGAGAGCCCCAAAUAUCAAAACUGGAAAAGCAUGCCAGUUUCUUCCACCCUCGUCUACACUGGAAAGUUGGGCUCUGGGAAAUCGGUUCUGCUCGCUAAUAUAGUGGACGAUCUCCACAUUGGGAACGAACUGACCCAUGUGGCAUAUUUCUUUUGCCGACAUGACGUCUCUGAGAGUCUCAAAGCACGGGAGGUGAUUGGCUCCUUAGCUCGUCAGUUACUAUACCAUAUAUCAGACUUCACGGCUGCCGCAGAAUACUUGGACAUAACGCAUCAAAUUGAACCCAUGGAAAGGCUAAUGGGCCUUCUUUCAAGCUCUCUCGCUCCUCUUCGACUAAGUAGGAGGUUCUUCCUUGUUAUUGAUGGAUUGGACGAGCUCGACGUGCAUCAAAGAGAUAUCCUGAUCCAACAACUAUCAGAUCUUCAAAGUGAAACACUUGCAAUACUCCUCUGCAUUUCGCUUCGUGACGAUCCAAAUGAGAGCCCCCUCAAGACCAACUUCGCACGACUUGCUGCGCCAGUUGUCACAGCGAUUCCAAACAACACACCCGACAUUGAGGAUUUCAUCGAGACAGAGUUGGAAAGUCGUAUCGAAUCAGGAAAGCUCACAAUCGGCAGCCCUCUUUUGAUUCUAGAAAUCCAAGACGCUCUAUUGAAAGGAUCACAGGGGAUGUUCCUUUGGGUAGCUCUCCAAAUCGAGUCUUUAUGCACCAUGGAAAGUGACGAAGAGAUCCGCCAAGCUCUCGCAGACCUGCCGAAAGAUCUUUCGGCGACAUUCUCUCGUACCUUACGGUCAAAAUCCCAAAAUACCCGCCAAAAGGAGAUAUUGGCCAUUCUGACUGUGGCCCAAACCCCACUCACUCUCCAGCAACUGCGGGAGGCGCUAUGUGUAGUUCCUGGUGAUUUGAACUGGAAUCCGGAUAGACUUCUCAACAAUAUGCACAACACCCUAGCUUCUUGUGGCAGUCUUGUCGCUAUUGAUGAGGAAGAGUUUACUAUACAUCUUGUCCACCACAGUGUGAAACAGUUCCUUCUUGGCGAAUUCAAAGAUUCGACCGAAACCCUAGUCAAUGUUGAUGACGCUCAUCAAAUGAUGGCAAGCAUCAUUUUCACCUACCUCAACUACGGCGUAUUUGAAACUCGAGUUUCAAAGACCGUAAUACCUCAGCUAAAAACUGGGUCCGUUCCCUCAGAGGUGAUCCUCUCAACACUCAAGUCAUCAACUGGUGUCCGGAAUAUGGCAAUCAAACUCCUCAGAUCCCGCAAAGGGUCUGGCUUUGAUAUUGGAAAGAUCAUUGCAGAGACGAAGCUCCAGAAUCAGCCUACAGAAGAACAGUUCUACUUCCGCAAAUAUGCAGUAUCAUUCUGGCUAUACCAUGCUGUCCACGCCUUUGACCUCCCCGAAGCCAUGCACAGGUUAUUACUGAGACUUUUAGACCGAAGGGUACCCUUAGGCCUCAACAUAAACGACGAAGAUAUCGACAAACUACUAUCGUGGUCCGCAAAAAAGAAACAAUAUGCAUCUUUGAUCAAGAUAUUGCUUGAUUCCGGAACCAUGACAUCAACAGAACGAGAUAUGACUCUAGAUGCACUGCAUAUUGCUGCGGGUGAAGGACACGGUGCAAUGAUUCGAGUCCUCUUAGAGCGUGCAAAGAUGAAUGACAUGAUGAUGUUCGAGGGGUCCCACCCCCAGCAACUACAUCUAUCCGCUCAAAAUGACCUUGAGUUGACAGCACAACAGCCACUUGAUUCCAACAUGGUCGAUGUCAAUUCAAGGGAUUCCCUGCGUUGGACUCCUUUGCAUCGAGCGGCUAUGAAUGGACACUCUUCGACCGUGAUCUUUCUACUUACAGUCGUCAACGCCAAUCCUACAACACCCGAUAUAAUGGGACUCACCCCUUUGCACCUGGCUAGCAUGAAUGGACAUUCUGCUGCCAUCGAGGCACUCCUUGAUCACGGAAAUGCAGACCCGCAUGCUAUUGAUAAUGAGGGCCGAACUCCUGGUGACCUUGCUCUGGAAAAGCUCGACGAAGAAACCAUUUCUAAGCUAGAUCCCCGGCUUUUUGGUUCUACCAGAAAAAUAAUCGAUGUUGCCCCCGCCGAAGGAGAGACCUGUUAG